AUGGCAAGGAAGCAAACAACGACAACAAAGAAGACCAAGCUGAGUUUGAGUCCACUGCCAAAAUUCCUAUUCCCCAAAUCGCUCCAUGAAUACCUCACAACGCCAACGCCAAACUACACCCCAACGCCAGAGAUCAUCGAGCCGGGCCAAAUCAUAAUCAUCGCAAACUUCCUCCCGCCCAAACUCUGCGCCCAGCUAAUCCAAACAUUCACAACCUCGCUUCAUCUAGAACCGACACCUCAAAUAAAGAGCAAGGAGUACGCGGCGCGAUAUAAUGACCGCGCGUCGCUUGUGGACCUAAAUACGGCGCAUGCGUUAUGGGUCCACCUCCGCUCAAUCUUGCUCAAUCGCCAAGAAGAAGAAGAAGAAGAAGAAGAAGAUGGAGGUAAGGAGUUAUGGGGUGAGUUCUCCGGUGCACGGGGCUUGAAUCCGCAUAUCCGCAUCUAUCGGUACGGCAAACACCACCACUUUGGCGCUCAUUACGAUGAUCUGGUGAAGUGCUAUAUCCCACCUGAGGGAACCAAACAAGGCACGACGAAGUGGACGUUGUUGGUUUAUUUGAGCGGGUGUCUGGAUGGCCUACGUGGCGGAUCGACUAUCUUCUAUAAGGGCGAUGGUGGUGCGGGGGGUGAGGUUAGAGUUGAGCCCGUGCGCGGGAUGGCGUUGUUGCAUAAGCAUGGAGACUCGUGUCUCUUGCACGAGGGGGAGAUCGUCACUAGUGGCGAAAAGUGGGUGUUGCGCAGCGACGUCAUUUUCUAA
This is a messenger RNA of Lodderomyces beijingensis, 759 nucleotides long. The record is from the annotation of a GenBank genome assembly. NCBI's taxonomy places the organism in Eukaryota, Fungi, Ascomycota, Pichiomycetes, Serinales, Debaryomycetaceae.